Molecule: messenger RNA, 1143 nt
Organism: Mesocricetus auratus (golden hamster)
Lineage: Eukaryota; Metazoa; Chordata; Mammalia; Rodentia; Cricetidae
Product: putative vomeronasal receptor-like protein 4
Exons: 3
Coding region: 1-1143 (380 amino acids)
Biological process (GO): G protein-coupled receptor signaling pathway
Cellular component (GO): membrane
Molecular function (GO): pheromone receptor activity
Source: RefSeq, a predicted model, not a curated record
AUGUCCUCAUUGAAGAAUGUCCUUUAUUUCCAAGUUGGACUUGGAGUCCUCAACAAUAUGUUUCUCCUUUUUUGCUACGUUUUCAUAAUCCUAGUUCAUAAAUCUAAGCUCAUGGAUCUGAUCUCCUGUCAACUGACCUUCAUCCACAUAGUGCUGAUCCUCUCUGGAGAGGAUAUUUGGCUUACAGGUAUAUUUGAGUCACUGAACUUUGAGAAUGACUUCAAAUGUAAGGCAACUUUUUACGUAAACAGAAUAAUGAGAAGCCUCUCCAUCUGCAUCACCUGCCUCCUGAGUGUGUUCCAGGCUGUCACUAUUAGUCCCAGCACCCCUUUGCUGGCAAAAUUUAAACAUAAACUAAAAAAAUACAUGAUCUAUGCUUUCUUAUUUAUUUGGGCUCUCAAUUUGUCAUUCAGUACUAGGUGGAUCUUCUAUGUUGGGGCCUUUACCAAUAUGAGUGAGACCAACCAGAUAAAGAUCACUAAAUAUUGCUCACUCCUCCCCAUGAACUACAUCAUCAGGGCAAUUAUUUUAACAGUGACAACCUCCAGAGAUGCAUUUAUUGUAGGAGUUAUGAUGACCACAAGUGCAUACAUGGUGAUCAUCUUGUUCAGACAUCAGAGGCAAUGCAAGCAUCUUCACAGCCUUAGCCACCUGAGGGCUUCCCCUGAGAAAAGGGCCACGCAGACCAUCUUGAUGCUGGUGGUUGUCUUUGUGGUCAUGUACUGGGUGGACUUCAUCAUCUCAUCCUCUGUACUUCUGUUAUGGAUGGCUGACCCAGCUGCCAAUGCUGUUCAGAAGUUUGUGUUGAAUGUCUAUCCCACGAUAACUCCUUUGGUACAAAUCAGUUCUGAUAACAGAAUAAUCAAUAUUCUACAAAACACUCAAUUGCAAUGCCAUUCAUUAGUAGUUAUAACUUUGGGCUUCAAUCAUUUACUAGAACAACAACAGAAGCCUGAGCACGGGUCAAGGCAGCUGACCUGGUGGUGGCAGCAACAAGAGGAAUUCAUCCAGGGAAAGCCUGCAGCCCAUGGGGAGAAGGAGCCUGCCAUCGGGAAAGCAGACACAGGGGAUAUGCAGAAGAGGCACACGUGGCAGGAAGUUAGCACGCAGAGCUGCCUGAAGGCAGAGCGGGCCAGUGGGUGA